This is a messenger RNA of Rotaria sp. Silwood2, 954 nucleotides long. The record is from the annotation of a GenBank genome assembly. Lineage: Eukaryota; Metazoa; Rotifera; Eurotatoria; Philodinida; Philodinidae.
AUGUCUCUUGAACUAUAUAAACGAUAUGAAAUUGUUUUUCUCAGAAAAAACAAAUAUGGGGCGAAAUUCGGUAUUAAUCGUAUUGCAAAAUUGGUCAAUUGUAACCGGUCAACAGUCGUUCGUUGGUUGAAACGGUGGGAAGAAACGAAGGAUCUUAGUGAUCGAGAGAGAAAAGGAAGACCACGAAAAACAACAACAACAGAUGAUGAAAUUGUUAUUGGUUUAAUAAGACAAGGUGUUGAUGAAGGAUUAACUAGUGAAAAAAUGCAAGAACAAGUACAAACUGAAGGUAUUAAUGUUAAUCCACGCACAAUACGUAGAAGACUCCGAGAAGCGGGGUUUCGAUAUUUGAAACCUCUCUCAAAACCUCUUCUUAGUGAACAUCAUCAGAAGAAACGUUUAACAUGGGCCAGAUCAUUAAUGAAUUAUGAUUGGAAUCAAGUUAUGGCAACUGAUGAAUCGGUCUUUCGUCUUUAUGACAUUAAAGGAUUUUAUUGGCAACGGCCAGGUGAACGGAAAAUUUGUCGAAAAGUUAAAAAUACAAUUAAAAUAAAUGCAUGGUGUUGUUUAUCUGCUGUUGGUUUCGGACGAAUUGUUUGUUUUAAAAAUAAUUUUAAUAGUACUUUUUUAUGUAAUAAUAUCUAUCAUGAUGGUCUUCUUCCUGCAGCACGCGAACAUUUCGUUCGACCGGAUAUGAGACAAGGAUACUUUCAUAAUAUUGAUGUUUCACAAUGGAUCGAAUCUUUAAAAACAUCUGAAUCGAUUGCUCAAUUUGUAAAUGUUUUUCAAAAUGAUCUUUGUCAAUUAAGUGAAAAAUUACAACAAUUUGUUUUUCUUGAUAUUCAUGGAAGAAUUGAUCUUGAAAAAGUGAAAUUAUAUCGUUCGAUGGUUAAAAAAUGUUUUCCUCAUAGCAAAGUGGAUGUUAAAGUAUCAAGAUUUCGUCUUUGGAUAUAA